This is a messenger RNA of Geodia barretti, 282 nucleotides long. The record is from the annotation of a GenBank genome assembly. NCBI's taxonomy places the organism in Eukaryota, Metazoa, Porifera, Demospongiae, Tetractinellida, Geodiidae.
CUAACUUUACCUCCACCCUGGAGGUUGAUAGUGGAUGAUGAUGUUGACAAUGGAACUGAUAUCAUAUGCCAAGUAUUUCGAAACCAAGAUCACAUGCUUAUCUACAAAACAAGCCCUCCAUCUCCUCCAUCCUCGAUAGUUGUGAAGUAUGAGGAUGGCAUAUACAACUUCUCCAUCAUCAUCUCCUGGGAGUCACGGGGAAGAUGAAGUGGUUGAUGAGUACAGAAUACUGACCAACACCACUACACAGUCCAUCACCACUACCAAUACAACUGUAGUUCU